This is a messenger RNA of Danaus plexippus (monarch butterfly), 827 nucleotides long. RefSeq names its product homologous-pairing protein 2 homolog. Gene Ontology annotation, biological process: meiotic joint molecule formation; homologous chromosome pairing at meiosis; meiotic strand invasion involved in reciprocal meiotic recombination. Lineage: Eukaryota; Metazoa; Arthropoda; Insecta; Lepidoptera; Nymphalidae. Gene Ontology annotation, molecular function: double-stranded DNA binding; recombinase activator activity. The transcript has 3 exons. The record is from RefSeq and is a predicted model, not a curated record. The coding region runs from base 200 to 814 and encodes 204 amino acids. Gene Ontology annotation, cellular component: condensed nuclear chromosome; DNA recombinase auxiliary factor complex.
GUAUUUUUUUAUCAAUACAUUAACUUUACUAUUAGACAGUUGAAAUGUAAGUAACAAACUGUCACAUAAAAGCAAAACUCAAAGUGGCUGAAUGAAAGAAAACUUCUGCAUCCAAAACUAGCGCGGGAAAUGUUUCGUCAUGAAACAUCACGAAUAGCAUAAUUUUGACAAUUGACAUAAUUUAAGUAUAACAUUCACAAUGGCUGGUGAGGCAGUAUUAAAAUACUUAACAAGCACUAAUAGGCCAUAUUCGUGUGCAGAUGUUACAGUAAAUUUAAGAGGAACGUACACAAAGAAUGCUGUACAAAAGGCUUUAGACGCUUUGAGCGAGUCCGGUAAAAUAAAGUGUAAGUUAUACGGAAAACAAAAAGUUUAUGCCGCUCUACAAACAAAUAACGUAGAAGAAGAUAGUGAUAAAGAAGAUUACGACACUGAAAUUACUAAAAUUACAUUGGAUUUAGAGAACAAGAAAACGCUGCUUAAAGCAAAUGAAACGAAUCUUAAAAAUCUUAUAUCGGCGCCAACAAAUGAUGUGACAAAAUUAAAAAUACAUGAAAUUAAAACGAAAAUAGACAAAUUACAAACUAAACUAUGUACUUUACGUUCGUCUAGUGACGUCAUCGAUGUUAAUGAAAAAAAUGAUUUAUUGGGUGCUCAUAUGAAAUUCAAUAAGGAAUACAGAAAACGCAAAAGGAUCUCUUCAGAGAUGAUAGAUGCGGUAUUAGAGGGAUAUCCGAAGUCAAAAAAGAACUUUCUAGAAGAAAUGUGUAUAGAAACAGACGAAGAUGUAGGUUUUAAUGUUGCGAAACAAUAAAAAAAGUUAUUUA